AUGCCACCACCCACUUUGACGUUUAUCUACGGGCCAACGAUCCGGACUGGAUGCAAUGAUGCGUCGUUGGUCCGGUCACAUCUAAUGCGGAAACAGCACCAGGAAAAGCGACGUCGAAUCCAAAUUCCCAAGAGCACAAGCAAUAAGAACAAGGAACGCAAUUUGCUAAUUUGCCAGUGUGCCAUCUCCCGCCAACCUCCACCACGCUCUUCCUCUUCUUCUUCCUCUACCCGAACAAUCCAUCCACGACAUGCAAGCAGCGAGCUGGUUUUCGCCGCCUGUCCCAAGCGCCACGGCCUCGAGGCCGACAACGCCCGCAGGCUCAAUCUACACCAAAUUGCCCCUAGCCAAGUUGAUCCUUUCUUCCCAGAUGACCGCAAAACAACGCCCAAUUUUGAUUUCCUGCUGCGCGAGUGCGUGAAUGUCGUCUUUCCCACUGCUCGGCCAGGAGAGUUUGCAAACCGCAGCCUCCAGGCGUACCUUCACCCGGAUCGGAGUCCGAUGGUCAUGCAAUCCAUGUUGUACUCGGCAUUACUCCACCUGCAUGUCCUGCCAAUCCUGCGCGGCAUCCCGAGUUCCGUGGCUGCCGAGCUAGCAGGGUCGUAUACCAUCCAGCGGCUUCGAAUCAAGGGUGCGGUGAUGAAUCAGGUUCGUCAGCGGUUGUUACAAGUGGACAGCACCAAUAUCCAUCAAGACCAGGUCGAAGACGUGGUGAUGAGCGUCCUGUAUCUCGCUUCCAACGAGCAUCUUGAGAGCAUCAGGCGCCCGGAACAAGGCCCCUUUUCGCCCCCGUUCCGGACCCUGCAGUCCAUGGAAUACUAUGGUAGCUGCGAGGUCCACCCUCUUCAUUGGCAAACCGUCCAGCAUAUAAUUGAGCAAAGGGGCGGCAUCCAUACUCUCAAACUAUACGGCCUGGGCUGGCUUGUCUCUGUAUCCGGUGUUAUCUCUGCCAUUAAUAGUGACUGCAAGCCGCCAUUUCCAAUAGUAUACCCCGACGGAAAACCGGUGAUUUACAGGGCGCCCCUCCAGGCCUUUGGUAUUCAACAGCCACCCCGGCACGCCACACUCCGGAGCCAUGGCUUUCAACAACUAGCUCUCCUCCAUCCGCCAGUAAAGGGAACGAUUAUCCGCGUCCUGCUUGACCUAAGCGAGAUGGCCCAAGCCCUCAAUCACCUUGCAGGGGAACGAUGCGGUGACCGACUGCUGACCCUCAUCGGCGAUAUCCGGGUAACAGUCGUCCACCGUCUGUGCAGCCUCCCUAAUGAGCGAGAACACCCGCGCCCAACCCUCAUCUUCCACAAGCGAGAUUGCACCCCGGAGCAGCCGCUGCAAACAGCAACCACGAUCUAUAUCGUCGCGCGCAAAUCCGCCCUCCUCUACACCGUCAACGUGGUCCUCCCGCUCCCGCAAACGUCCCUGCUCCGCCGCAAAAUGACGCUGGGCAUCCAGGAAUACAUGCUCCAGCUCCCGUGCGAUCCGAAAGAGAAAGGAAGAAGAAGAAGCUGCCCUCCGGCGGAGCUCGAGAUUCUACUGUGGUGCUCUGUCGUCGCGGGGAUCUGUGCCGACAGCACAUUGUACCCGGAUACCAGGGCUUGGUUUGUCGCGCAGGCUAGGACCUUCUGCAGGCGACUAGGGAUCAGCUCCUGGGAGGAGGAGCUUUUGGUCCUUUUGCAAUCUUUCUGCUGGCUUGAUUCUGCGUCGGAUGAGGCGGGCAGGGCAUUUUGGUCGGAAAUGGGACCUAGUGCCUGA
Aspergillus calidoustus is the source of this 1749-nucleotide messenger RNA. The record is from the annotation of a GenBank genome assembly. Lineage: Eukaryota; Fungi; Ascomycota; Eurotiomycetes; Eurotiales; Aspergillaceae.